Molecule: messenger RNA, 378 nt
Organism: Lachancea nothofagi CBS 11611
Lineage: Eukaryota; Fungi; Ascomycota; Saccharomycetes; Saccharomycetales; Saccharomycetaceae
Source: the annotation of a GenBank genome assembly
AUGUCCGUGGUUGGGUCCCUCAUAUUUUGUACACAGUGUGGUAAUUUGCUGGACAACCCCUCAGCCGUUGAGGGGUCGGAUAUCGUGUGUUCUCAAUGUGGAGCAGGAUACGCCAAAUCGAAGUUCUCGCAAUUGCGAGUGGUGACCCGUACUGCCGACGAUGCUUUCCCAUCUGCGCUCAAAUCUAAAAGAUCCGUGGUCAAAACCUCGCUAAGCAAGGACGAGCUAGAAGAAGGCGCCACAAUCCGCGAGAAGUGUCCUAAAUGUGGCAACGAUGAAAUGCACUAUCACACGCUUCAGCUGCGGUCUGCCGAUGAAGGUGCCACCGUGUUCUACACCUGCACUGAGUGCGGUUAUAGGUUCAGGACUAACAAUUGA